Molecule: messenger RNA, 3190 nt
Organism: Musa acuminata AAA Group (dessert banana)
Lineage: Eukaryota; Viridiplantae; Streptophyta; Magnoliopsida; Zingiberales; Musaceae
Product: transcription factor TCP20-like
Exons: 1
Coding region: 1130-2113 (327 amino acids)
Cellular component (GO): nucleus
Molecular function (GO): DNA-binding transcription factor activity; sequence-specific DNA binding
Source: RefSeq, a predicted model, not a curated record
CUAUAGUCAGUCCCUUUGCCAUCAUUUAUUUGCACAACUAAAGUCCAACCAUCAUCACUAAACACAUAGCACACUUCCACAGUUACAUCCAUCACCAGUAAGCAAGUCCUCCUUGCAUAGCAACUACUGUUGUGAGCAGAUCAAUGCUAAGAAAGACAAGUGCCUAAAUAUCCAAGAAAAGCAUCCAUGGACAGUCCAUCCACAAGUUCCAUCAUCUUGCAUGCAGUCUACAGUCCCCCACGUACAGAGGAGAAAGAAAGCACCCAUGACAUGCAUCCCAACUGUGAGAAGCCACCCAACAAAGAGGCAAAGCGAAAAAGAAGACUCACUUUCAUUAAAGAAGGAAGCUGCAGAGCUGAAACUGCUCGAUUCCUCCCUUCUCUGCAACCACCUCCUGCCGUCGUUUCCAUGUGAUUCCUGUUGUUGUCAUUGUUGUUGGUGUCAAAUCCUCUCUCUCUCUCUCUCUCUCUCUCUCUCUAAGGUUUUGGAGUGGUGACCAAGCAAGCUCAGUGGACCAGCUUGGUGAUGCCAAAUGUGGCCAAACAAGGGUGCCCCUCGGACAAUGGGGAGUCCCUUCGAAGAGAGGCAACUGCUGUACUGUUGCUGUGAGCAAUGAUGUCGCAGACAAGGUGGGAAGAAGGGAACAGGGAAGCAUGAUGGAAGACUGUGGAGAGAGGGAAUUCUACUUCUAGUAUGGAUGGUCAGAGUGAGGACAGCCCCACAAAUCAAGGAUGAUGAGGAAGAAAAAGAAAAGGAAUCAAAUUCUGGGCAAUGUGUAGCUGCUGAAGAAAGAUUUCGAAGCAGAUGGUAGAACUUCCAAUUUGACGACUUUGACGCUGGAUGAUCUCCAUUGACUUGCCUACAGCAAAGAUUCACAGAUCGUUUCCCUCUCUGUCUUCUUAUCUGUACACCCCCUUUUACCUCGUAAAUCUCAGUAAGAGUAGAGUGCAGUAAAAGCAGACUGUUAGAUCUCUCUCUCUCUCUCUCUCUCUCUCUCUCUCUGUAUUAGAAUCCCCUCGCCAGAAUCAUCGGCAAGAAAGUCUAGUGCUCCUCUUCCCUUCUGAUCCAUCUCUCUUCACCUCCUACUUUCCAUUGGAGCUCCAAAAAUCGCACCUUUUCCAUCUCUCUCAUGGAUCGCAAGAGCUGUGCCAAGUUGCCACGGGACGUCCCCAAGUUCCAGCAGACCCUGUGCCUCCCUCAGGGAGAUAAGAAAGAACCCACCACAGCUGCGGACUCUGUGGCAUCUGCUGAAAGGAGAGACCUUUUACCUUCCGCAGCCUUGGGUGGUAGAGAGUUACAAGUGGCCGCAGCGAGAGAGAAGGAUGAGCAAAGGCGCCAGCUUGCGCCCAGGAGGAGCUCCAACAAGGACCGGCACACCAAAGUCGACGGCAGGGGGAGAAGGAUCAGGAUGCCCGCCCUCUGCGCCGCCAGGAUCUUUCAGCUCACCCGUGAAUUGGGCCACAAGUCGGACGGGGAGACCGUCCAGUGGCUCCUCCAGCAAGCGGAGCCCUCCAUCAUCGCCGCCACCGGCACGGGCACUAUCCCGGCGUCCGCCCUCGCCGCUGCGUCCACCGGCGCCGCGUACUCCCACCUGGGCGCCAGCGUCCCUGCGGGACUCCACCAGAAGCUCGAUGAAAUGGGACAGAGAGCGGCCGCCGCCGUACAACCCAACUGGGCCGCGGUCGGGGCUGCCGGCCUGCCUCGGUCGCACCCGGGCUUGUGGCCGACGCCGGUGUGUGGGUUCGAUUCCGGAUUCAUGCGUCCGUCAGCGGCAGCCUCAUCGAGCUCGAACAACGUCGGGGCAGGAGGCGGCGACGCUUCCAUAGGCAGUUUCGUGCAGAGGACGGGGCUGCAUGGGCUGGAAUUGCCAGGCUCCAACCUCAGCGCGAUGAGCUUCGCCUCCAUGCUCGGCGGGCAUGGGCAGCAGCUGCCGGGGCUGGAGCUCGGGCUCUCGCAAGAUGGGCGUAUCGGGGUAUGGAAUCUAGAGGCCAUGGGCCAGAUAUAUCAGCAGAUGGAACCAGGGAGGUUGGUGGUAGGCGCUAAUGGUGCCGGGCAAUGGCAACAGCAGCAGACUCAUCAGUCAGAUGAUUCAUCACAGGGAUCAGAACAGUAGAAGGAAGAAUUCUGGAGGACAGUAUGCAGGAAUUCACAGUACACAGCUUAACUAAGUAUUCUUACUUUGCUUGCUAGUUUUUGUUCUUGCAUGCAACUUUAAGUAGAAACCAGAGAAAGAGAGAGAGACAAGAAGUCACUGAUUCAAUCUUUCUCCACAUCCUUCCUUCCUCUGCAAACCCAGCUAUGGUCAGUCAUCAAGCCAGGUACCUUAAAACACUCUGAUCUAUAUGCAUGGAAUAAUAAUAAUAAUAAUAAUAAUAAUAAUAAUAAUAAUAAUAAUAAUACAUUGCCACUGUUGGAUUUUACUGAUGUGUUGCUGCAUGUAGGUGUAUGAUACCAGAGCUGAAUAGGUCAGCAAUGAGACUUAAGCUAUUUUGUUCAUCUUGAGGUGUGUAGAUAAAAAGAGUUUUGGCCAUAUAGGAUUGUUUUUGUUGUGAGGUACUGAUGAUGGAUGUAUUUGUGUCUUACAUAAAUUGAUAGCAUAGUGUCUCCUAUGCUUCUCAUUAAGAAUCCUGAGUUAGCUUUAUCAAGUAUUUUUGAAUUCCUAAAAUCAGUUUAUUUGUUAGAUAAAUAAUUCAAAUAUGUAAAGUCUUCCAUACAAAGAAAAAUAAAAUAAAAUAAAAUAUAAGAAAAAAAUUCUUUAAAGAAUGUAUAAGGAACCUUGAAUUCAGGUUUAACCGGAGGGAACUCCCUAGCAAAUUUAUAUCAUGUGUCGGUACACGAGAUACCAUAAUUUACGAUAAGAAUGAUACUGACAACCUAAAGCAAGUGGUCCGCUAACAUAUCAUGUGUCGGUACACGAGAUAUCAUAAUUUGCCCAUAUCAUGUGUCGGUACACGAGAUACCCUAAUUUGUGAUCCAUGAUACUGACAUAGGUAAACCUAUACCGGUCUUAAAUUGACCAACAUAUCUAAUAUUCAAAACCUUGAAUAUUAAAUGUGUCUGUUGAGCAGUAUCAAGCAACUAAAUGAAGUCAGUCAAAGCAUGAAUUGUGGAACAUGUCAAGAAUGUAAAGGAGUGAUUUGUUUUAUGUGAAAAUAUUUAUGUUCUAUGUAAACAUAAUGCAUCCAAAGAU